CAACAACACGUCUCUCUAGCGAGCCAUGGCGGCACCAGUGGAGAAGACACCGCCGGUGGCGUUGAUUAAUCCUCUCGUACCGCUCCCGAAGCCUCUCCUGGCGUAUCUCCGCUCAGGGAAAUACUCUGACGUAACUAUACGCUGUGGUGAGAAGACGUGGAAUGCCCACAAGGUGGUAAUAUGCUCGCAAUGCAAGUUUUUCGAUAAUGCUUGCAGCGGAGGCUUCCAGGAAGAAACUACCAACGUUAUCAACCUUGACUAUGACCACCCUGAUGCCGUGGAUGCAAUGCUGCAAUGGUGCUACUGGGGCGAAUACAACUACACGAAGCACGACAAUGAAACCGCCAAGGAGUACCUAAUCCGCCUUCUUCAAGAUAUACGGAUUUAUAUCACUGCUGAGAAGUACGGUCUUGACAGAUUAAAGGCCUUGGCUCUCGAGAUGCUUACUACUUAUGCCGACGAGUAUCACGUUACCAACGAAGGAGAUGCCACAAAAUUUACUGAAAUUAUCUCUCUGAUCUACACCGAUCUUCCGGCUUCCGAUCCACUGCGUCCCUUCAUCUUGAAGCUUGCGUUGAAGAGCUUCAACAAGCUCCUCGAACAUGGCGUUUUCGAAGAAUUCCUUAAGGACGGCGGCGACUUUGGUGUAGACAUGAUGCGACAGAUGGCGCGUGGCAUAGAGGAGCCCGAACCUGGCGUCGACUCCGACUCCGAUUGCGAUUGGAAUCCUGAUUUGAGCGAAGAUUCUGACAAUGAAGAAGAAUGAUGAGCGGGCAAGUACGGGAUGAGAAUGAACUCCACGUCAACCAAGCUAGCAUGAGCUUUGGGUCUUCACUGGUCUUCUGGACAUGCUUAUCGAGCUUUGCCGAUAUGCUUUACUUGAAACAACUCUGUACUGCGGUGGAAAUUACGAUUCUUUUCCUUUCAAGUACAAUUAGUUUCUGUAAUCAAUUUCUUACUUCCACUGCUAGUCAGUCUUUUGCUUGAUUUCGUCUUUCUUCCUGGCUCAAGUUAGCAACACUGUCUUCCGAUGAGCAGAAAGUCGGUGCUAGACCGGUCU
Messenger RNA from Aplosporella prunicola CBS 121167, 1060 nucleotides. RefSeq lists its product as uncharacterized. The transcript is spliced from 3 exons. Bases 26 to 766 code for a protein of 246 amino acids. Gene Ontology annotation, molecular function: protein binding. The record is from RefSeq and is a predicted model, not a curated record. Lineage: Eukaryota; Fungi; Ascomycota; Dothideomycetes; Botryosphaeriales; Aplosporellaceae.